This is a messenger RNA of Colletotrichum graminicola M1.001, 1593 nucleotides long. Its product is annotated as major facilitator superfamily transporter. The transcript has 6 exons. Gene Ontology annotation, molecular function: fluconazole transmembrane transporter activity. Gene Ontology annotation, biological process: xenobiotic detoxification by transmembrane export across the plasma membrane. The record is from RefSeq and is a predicted model, not a curated record. The coding region runs from base 1 to 1593 and encodes 530 amino acids. NCBI's taxonomy places the organism in Eukaryota, Fungi, Ascomycota, Sordariomycetes, Glomerellales, Glomerellaceae.
AUGGAAAAGGGUUCCAGUCCAAAUGGCUCUAGAUUAUCUUAUGUGUCGAGGCAUACCGAGGUCCAGGGUUUCUCAUCAGAGUCUGAAAAAGGCAUAGGCAACACCUUUGCCAGCCAGACGAUAAGCCGCACGACGUGGGAGAAAUACGGGAUUGAGAACCGCACGGAUUUGCAUCUUGUCGAGUUCUUGCCAAACGAUCCAGAGAAUCCGCGAAACUGGUCCGACCUGAAGAAGAUCCUUGUAAGUUUUCAACUAUGCCUUCUCGUCGUCGCUGUGUACGCGGGGGCGUCCAUCUACACCGUUGGCACCCAAGGCGUCCAGGUGCGCUUUGGCGUCUCCGACACCGUCGCCCUCUUGGGAUUGACGGUUUUUGUACUGGGAUAUGGACUUGGUCUCAUGAUAUGGAGCCCGCUCUCUGAGGUCCCCCAGAUAGGUCGGAACACCAUCUUCAUCCCCGCCCUCGUCAUCUUCAUUCUCGCCCAGGUCCCAACCGCGCUGGCCACCAGCAUCGGCAUGCUCCUGAUAUUCCGAUUCAUCGCCGGUUUCUUCGGAUCCCCGAUCCUGGGGGCCGGGGACGGCAUCCUCACGGACAUGUACGAAUCGCGGAAGCACAUGUACGCCAUGGUGGGCUUUGCGCUUGUUGGCAUCUGCGGGCCUACAUUAGGCAAGUCCAAGCUCCAUUUCCGCCCCAUCAUUGGAGGUUUCGCCGUACAGGCCAAAGGAUGGCAAUGGACCAUGUGGAUCGUCUGCUGGGCCAGCACCCUUGUCCUCGUAGUCCUGGUCUUGUUCCUCCCCGAGACGAGCGCCGAAAACAUCCUUUACCGGCGAACGAUGCGGCUUCGCAGGGUCACCGGCGACCUUGGUUUUGUCUGCGAGGCCCAGCUCAAGGCUGACAACACACGGGGCGUCGAGCUCCUCAAGGCGCACCUCAUCCGGCCCUUUACGCUGGUGCUUACGGAUCCUGCCGUCUUCUUUCUCAACCUGCACAGCUCGUUCACGUAUGGGUUCAUGUACAUCUGGUUCGAGUCCCUGCCGCUGGCCUACAAGGAGGUAUACCACUUUGACAUCGGAACGGCGACUCUUGCUUUGCUGGGUCUUAUCGUCGGCGUGCUAGUCGUCAUUCCUCCGUUCUUCCUCUACUACCGGUUACGUAUCGAGCCCAAGUAUGCCCGCAACGGCAAAGUCAAGCCGGAAAAGCAUCUUCAUCCUGCCAUGCUUGGAAGCUUGCUCUUACCAGGCAGCCUGGUCUGGUUCGGGUGGACCGCGAGGCCCUCGAUCCACUGGGCGGUCCCCAUAGCCGGCUCGUCACUCUUCACAGCCGGCGCUCUGCUGUUGUACAUUUCUAUUCUGAACUACCUCGCGGAGUCGUACCCGAAGCACAUAGCUUCCGUUCUUGCCGGGAACGAGCUGUUCGCCAGCAUGUGCGGAGCAACUUUCCCCCUGCUCAUCCCGUCAAUGUUCCACAAGUUUGGCGUCCUCGGGUCGAGCAUGAUCUUGGCCAUAGUCGCCAUGGCAUUCGUGCCUAUCCCCUAUGUAAUCGCCAUGCGGGGCCCCAAGCUCAGGAAGCGUAGCACUUACGCUGCGAAAGGAUGA